AUGAAGUACUAUUAUAGGAAUAAUUAUUGUUUAUCUCAAAAUAUAUUAGAUAAUAAAAAUAUAAUAAAUUGUGUUAAUCCAAUGACCAUGUGUUCAGAUAAUAAAUAUGAAGAAGAUGAAAAACAAAAGGGAAUUUCUUUAAAUAUAUCAAAAUGUAGAUAUUUUCUAUUUCCUAUUGUUGGGAUAUUAUAUAUAAUCCUAUUGAAUAUAUUAACAUUUGAGGGAAAUAUAUCCACUAAUAUACAGUUCAAGAAUACAUUUAAAAGGAAUUUAAGUUGGAAAGAACCUUCCCUUGCUGAAGUUCGUCAGCGUUAUGAAAGGAGAUCAAUAUAUUUAGGCGAAAAUUUUAUGAGUACAGCAAAGAAUUUGUUAAAAAGGGAAUGUAAAAAUGAAAAAAGUGUAUUUAAUAAGUAUUCAUAUUUAUUCGCCAAUUUAUUCAAGGAUGAUUCAUGCUAUCGCUUUGAAAUAAGUCAUUAUAUGUUAUCAGGAAAUAGUGAAUAUACAAAUGAUUUAGAUCUUGAAAUAAAUAAGCAACUUGUAUUAUUAAAUAAUGACAAUAAUAGUGAGCUUAGAAUACAUACUAUUUGGCAUAAUGUAAUGAAUAAUGAGAAAAGAAAAUUUAAUUCAGUGAAUACUUAUUUUAAUAAUAAUUAUCUUGAUUUAAGAAAAAAAUAUAAAACACCUUUUAAUUAUGCAAAAUCAACGUGUGAUCAAUGUAAUGAAUUUUUUGUAGUAGCUAAAAAAUAUGUUGAAAAUCCAUUGAAUAAGCUUUUUAAUAAAUGGUACAAAAAUAAUGUUUAUUUAGAUGCAAAUGAAUUUAAGGUUAUUGUAAUGGCCUGUAGAUUGUUAUGGAGAAAAAAAGCUGAAUCUUUAAAAAAAGAUGGUUUGCUUUAUCUGAAGGAACCGUUUGAAGCUCUACAUCGUGAAAGAAAAAAAAUUCAUGAAAAGGGUGGAAAUGCUUUAAAAUUUAAGGCUCAAGAGUUUUAUGAAAAAAAUACAGAUUUAGUUACUUACAAAGGAAGUCGUUUAUUGAAUUCACUUAAAAAAGUAAAUUUAGAAGUAGAAUAUGAUGAUGAUGAUGAUGAUGAAGCAGAAAAUGAAAAAAAAAAACAAGAGAAAAUCAAAGACCAUAAAAAAGAGGAGGAAGAUGCAUAUGAAGAUAAUGAAGAUUAUGAUGAUUAUGAUGAUUAUGAUGAAGAACUAUAUGACAAAAAUGGGGAAGUUAUUGUUGAAGGAGCAAAUGAGGAUCAAUCAUAUGAAUAUAAUUAUCAUUAUGAAGAACCAUAUAUAUUAACCCCUGAACUCAUUGAAGCAAUUGAAAGGGCAGUCGAAAGAGAUGUUGAAAGAGAGGUUGAGAGAAGAUCUGAGAAAUUAAUUGAUGAUAAAUGGAAAAGAAGACUUGUACAAGAAAUAAGAGAUAAGCCAAAAAAAAAAGUAAGAUUUAAUUCAUAA
Plasmodium reichenowi is the source of this 1452-nucleotide messenger RNA. Its product is annotated as exported protein (PHISTb). The transcript has 2 exons. Lineage: Eukaryota; Apicomplexa; Aconoidasida; Haemosporida; Plasmodiidae. Bases 1 to 1452 code for a protein of 483 amino acids. The record is from RefSeq and is a predicted model, not a curated record.